GAAUUUGUUAGGAAAAAAAAAAAAAAAAAACACUAACGGUCAAAAAUCUCUCUCAAACCUCUGGCCGUCUGGUGUUGGAAGCAGCCGUCCGUUUGGAAGCCUACGCCGUCCGUCCCUGUCAGUCGGCGUAAGGGGGGAUUAAAGAAGACAAACUGAAGGGUGUUUCAGAGAAAUUUCACUGAAGUUGCAAUUUUCUUCUACUUGGGUUGGAUCAGAUUUCUUCAUCAAGCUUCUAGGUAGGUACUAUUUUUUCACUCUCUGCAUUCACAUGAGAAUACUUGAGGUGGACUGAAUUUUCUUUGUAUUUAAGUUUACAGAAAAUCUAUCCCUUCACAUGCACACACUAAACAUAUAGUUGUCUAGGCCUCAACUCAACAUGCACACAGUAAGUAACGUCAGGUUUGAAUGAGAUUUAAUAAUCUAAGUCUGCAAGAUGAUAUAACCACUCAAGGGAUCAUAACUCUUUACAGAAACCUACUGGUAUCUACAAUGUGGAUUGAAAACUUUAUCAUUGGAAGGACGUUUGUAGUUAGUGGGUUUGUGCGUUUUAUCUUUUUGCCAUCAGAUGUUUGGGAUGAGAGACCUUUUGAAGUUCGGUUGUAGAAAUGCAAUGGACCAAUGUACAGGUUUGGCUACAUUUUAGUCUUGAUUGAAGGAGUCAUUUUCUAUUUAUGAUCUUGAGACAUGCUGCUUGUUGUAUUGCCACAAUAUGAGCUUCUUGGAUGUUGAGAGCAGCGGGGAUUGCAGUGUUUUCCUUGGCAGACUCCUCAACUAUAGGACAGGGUGGAACUUGAACCCCACACCUGUGAAGUUUUGCAUGAGAAAUUCUUUACAACAUAGAGGUAGCCAUUAGGCCACAAAGAUGAUCUCGAAACUUGAGAUCUAUAUUUGGUAUCACUUUUGUGAUAAAAAAGAAUAUGAAACGUACAGCCAUGAUGCACAAAACAUCUUAUCUUUAAAUUUUCGAUCUGUGGAGUGGAAAUCAGUAAGUUGCACCAAGGAGGUUGAGACCUUGUGAAUGAUUAUAUCUCUGACUUUGAUUAUUAAAUUUUUGAAAAGGAU
Molecule: messenger RNA, 1062 nt
Organism: Rubroshorea leprosula
Lineage: Eukaryota; Viridiplantae; Streptophyta; Magnoliopsida; Malvales; Dipterocarpaceae
Source: the annotation of a GenBank genome assembly